Ylistrum balloti is the source of this 3181-nucleotide messenger RNA. RefSeq lists its product as uncharacterized. The coding region runs from base 38 to 2386 and encodes 782 amino acids. The record is from RefSeq and is a predicted model, not a curated record. The transcript has a single exon. Lineage: Eukaryota; Metazoa; Mollusca; Bivalvia; Pectinida; Pectinidae.
GACUAUUUACACAUACCUUCCGAGACAUCAAACGAACAUGUUGAUCAAGGUUGUUCUUUUGUUGUUGUGUGGAAUAUCAUCGUUACAUGGAGGAGUGUGGGAUGGUGAUAGUAUACCGCCAGAAGGCAUUAGGCAGAUGUGUGCAAGUAAUAUCACUAAAAAAACAAGUGUGGCCUGUGACUAUUCUUCUCGUGAAAUUGAUUGGCAGUCCACUGCCAUACAAGACGGAGAAUGUAAAUUGAACGUGGAAAAGAAUUCACUUCAGUAUUUCAAACGGACUUUCAAUCACCGCCAUUUUGACUUCGCCAAGUUGCUCCUCAAGUUUAAGAAAGGAGGGAAGCCAGUGUCGGUAUCCUGCACACACUGUGUGAUAGAACCCUUGACAUGGGUCUGGACUCACAAGGCGCAGAAAAGUGCCUACAAAGCCCUGUAUUGGCCACGUGAUUAUUCGAUUUUAUCUCUAGGAAUGCUGGAAAGAAAACUAUAUGGACCAUAUUGUGUGUUUAUCAACAUGAAAGGAAACUGCUCAUCUCUGGUCAUCGGUGAAAUGAAUACAACACUGACGAUAGUUCGUGCACUUUCUAAAUUGAUACCGCGCAAAAUGAAAAGGAACGAGUUUGAGGUAGAAAAGGUGCCAGACACGAACAUGUGGUGCUAUACCAAGAUGAUUAACAUGACAGAUACAAUGAAACUAUUGUGUCGGUACAUGAUUUGCCAACAAGACACUGUGGGGUAUUCCUGUUGCAAACACGACACAAGGAAAAAUACUGUUUAUUGUGACGGCCAGCCAUUCCGGUAUAGUAAGGUGUGGUGGGAAAUUCCCUACAUAAUUGGCAGUAUUUUGUUUUUAUUUUGUCCUCUCUUGUUCAUUGCCGGCUCGGAAAUUCUAUAUAGGAUAUUAAGGGACCCAAAAUCCCUGAGUCAUAAACCAAAUGGGCAAGAGGAAUGUGAAUGGAUCGCCCAUAAUCAUGUGUGCUUCAGCUCGGUACUGUUCUCUCCGUUACGUGGUUACGUCGUAAGACACCCGGUAGCAGUGUCGAGAACAGUUAGGAUUUUUAUAUCGUUCUCUACGGUGUUUGUAACCGCCAUUUACCUCAUUGUAGUAAGAAGGGAUUAUUCUCUACGUUUGUUCCUGAAAGAUCUAACGAAGAACCACGUGCCAACUGACGUAGGGUCUAUGCUCUCUGGUUUCGAAUUAAGUCGGCAAAACUUUUUAACAAUAUUCGGCGGUCCAUACAUCGCAUUUGCGAUAUUUAUUUUCCUGUUCGCGGCGCUGUUAUCCGUUCCAAAAAGCUUACCUAUUUUAUUGGAAUCAGGAUUACCUGAUCCGUCUCCGGGACAGCUAUCCCCUCUACGGGUAGAUAUGGCCAAUAAAGCUAAAUUAGGGGCGACAGAGUCACUGCACGUGAGCAUCGGUUACAUCAAGAUAUACAAAACUUUGGUGGCCCAAAUGGUUAUGUUAUUGAAUCCAGAAUUCUGGAGAUUCGUUCUGAAAUGCCAGACUGGGAGAUGGGUGAAACUUCGGGAUUAUUUGUCCCUGUGUAACAUUAGUAUUCUUAAUCCGGUUUACCUAAUUACAUUGCCGUUAUUCGCAUCUUUAUGUGUGUUCGAAUGGUUUCUCUGUCUAGUGUAUUACGGAUUUCCGAUUGUCUUUUUGAAUGUCAUAACAUACAGAGCAUACUGCUUGCAAAUACGCCAAUACUUUCGUGGGCGGAUAUCAAAAUGUUUUACUGUUUGUUUUAUUGCCAUUGUUCUAUUUUACUGUUCCUAUAUUUUACAUAUACUCUUUGUACAUAGUUUGGUAUUUCUUGCUCGCGGUGCCAUUUUUACCUACACGGGAUUCAUUGCUUACCCAGAACACUACCGGAACUAUCUCAUAUGUUACCUCAGUGUCGCCAUCUACGUCGUGGAGUCCGUUCGCUCCAUGAGAUUUACGUACGACGAACUGUUUGACAAGACCAAACUGGUGUGUGACAUCAUGAUGGACGAUGAGGCAUUCGAGGGCCCCAGCAUUACCAAGAAGGUCGAUUCAACAGUCUUUAUUCCACAGCGCUUGUUCAAUUUUGUGAUCAGCCAUCACAAGCCAUUGAGAAUUGAAACAUUUCUGAUACUUUACAAACUGCUACUUACAAUAAUGAUCAUCUACAUUUCUGUUCUUUUGCUCCUUAUUUUUGAUACAUUUGACAACAUGACCCUGUUGACAGAAAUCGGCACCACGGUCGUCAUCUGUGUGGCGCCGAAGGCUUUACGGAAUAUGUUUAAGUCUUCUGGGUACUGGAACGAGGUUAAGGAGCGGAAAACCAUCAAACUAUGGGUGAAAGACUACCUGGCAGAUUCUACAUCCCAUCAUGGCAAGGACAAAUCAGUAUCCAUUUAUGUUUUGUGAAGUUACACCGGUUUGUUAUCUACAGUUAACUCGUAUAUAAGAUCAAGUGUAAAAUACUGAAUGGAAUCUAACGGACUUGCUAUACUUACUUAUUAUAAAAUUAGCUACUGAACUGUAACAUACGUUUGUUGUGGCAUAAUUUUUAAUAGUUGAAAUACCGUGGCAUACCGAAAUGCAAAGGCGCUAUCGAAAUGAAGUAAUGUACGUACUGUAGCUCGGCUACACAUAACAUACUCUGACUAUAAAAUGCUUAUUGUACUAAGUCAUAAUUAUCUGAACUAGAACGCAUUAUGUGUGUGAUGUGGUUCAUAUUGAACUUUAACAUAUUUUUCUGAACUGUGAAAUAAUUGUUUAAUUUUGACAUGCGUAUUGUGAGGUUCACAUAUUCAAAGCACGAAACACUUAUUACGCGAUGACUUACACUUUGAACUUUAGUGUAAAUAUUAAAAAACGAACAAAGCCUUCAAAGCGUCUUUACAAUUAUCUAUUUCGACAGAGACUGAAAUCAGGCAUAAACAAAGUAAUAAAAACAUACAGACAUUCGGCGUUCAUGUCAAUCUUCAGAUAAAAAAUAUUUACUUAUUGAUUGGUUGAUUGGUAAAUUUGGGAUGUUUGCCUGCGUUACUGUGUUAUUGUCUCUCAAAUACAAAGUGUAUAGUCUAUAAGAGUAGCCUCCCUUAUUUGAGAAUACAAACGUUCCUAUCACGCGAUCUGAAUUAGACUUUCCUUUUAUUACGUCUCAUUACGACUAUAUUCAAUGACAUAAGAUUUUAUUCUUAGUUGAUAUAAAGAUAA